Messenger RNA from Diorhabda carinulata, 1721 nucleotides. It is a transcript of the gene ste14, whose product is annotated as protein-S-isoprenylcysteine O-methyltransferase. The record is from RefSeq and is a predicted model, not a curated record. NCBI's taxonomy places the organism in Eukaryota, Metazoa, Arthropoda, Insecta, Coleoptera, Chrysomelidae. Gene Ontology annotation, biological process: C-terminal protein methylation. Gene Ontology annotation, cellular component: membrane; endoplasmic reticulum. The transcript has 5 exons. Gene Ontology annotation, molecular function: protein C-terminal S-isoprenylcysteine carboxyl O-methyltransferase activity. The coding region runs from base 245 to 1093 and encodes 282 amino acids.
GACAUUUGACGUAAAUGUCAGUGAAUUAUUUGUUUGUGUAUCAUUUCUUAUUUUAGUUACCCAUAAUGUUUACCUAAUGGCGCAUUCAUACGCGAUAAUAAAUAUCGUUUUAAAAACAACUUUAAUCAAAAAUAGCACGAAAUCAAUGUGAUUUACCACUACAGUAUAAUAUUCCAGUAUCCAGAGGCUUCCUUUCUGCAGAUAUAUUAAAUUCAAAGCUAUUUUUUUAUGUAAAUACGUAACUAUGAUCUGCAUUCAAGUUCAAAUAGGUCUCAAAGCUUUCUUUUUAUCAUUAGUUUUGGCAGGACUAGUCGGAUUUAUACAGAUAUACUAUAAUUUAAUAAAUAUUUGGAUCAAUGGGUUAGUGUUUUCAUCCACUGCUGUAAUACUUAGCAUUAUCGUUAAAGUAUUCUUUAAAGGAUAUUUUCCAUUUCAGAUUGCUGUUAGAGCAAGCUUCUUAGGAUAUUUAUUUGCCUUAGGAGUGUUUGUAAGGCUAGUUGCCCCUCCUCAUAUCAAAAUAUUUGGGGGUUAUAUGUGUGUGAUGGCGUUCUUCCAUUUUAGCGAGUUUAUUGCUAUAGGUUUAGUCCAACCGAAAUUUGUAUCUACCGAUUCCUUUGUCCUCAACCACAGUCCUCAAUAUAUAGCAGCUGCACUUUCUUCUUGGCUAGAAUUUUUCCUCCAGUGUUACUUUUUUCCAGGGUUGAAGCAAAUUUAUUGGUUAUCAAAUAUUGGUUUGGGUAUAUGCUUUCUGGGGGAAUUAUUAAGAAAAACUGCAAUGUUGACUGCUGGAUCAAACUUCAAUCAUUUGGUGCAAUGUGAAAAGUUUAGUAACCAUACUUUAGUUACAUAUGGAGUUUAUAGUUGGUUUAGACAUCCUAGUUAUGUGGGGUGGUUUUAUUGGUCGAUUGGUACCCAGAUUUUACUUUUGAAUCCGGUUUGUACACCGGUUUACGCUCUGGUAAGCUGGUACUUCUUCAAAUCAAGGAUAGAAAUAGAAGAAAUAACGUUAUUGAAUUUCUUUGGGCAAAAUUACUGUGAUUAUCAAGAAAAAGUCGGUACCGGAAUACCUUUUAUACAAGGUUAUAAAAUAUAGUCGAUAAUUUAUCUCAGUGAUGCGACGGUUUCAUGAAAAUUGUUUUUUUAAUUAAAUCAAAGUUUUAAAUUGUAACUUUUAUGUUUGGAAUUUGAAGAAAAAAAUUGAAAUCAUGUGUCGAAAAAUCGACAAAAUGAGAAUAAAAAUAAGUUUUGAUCUUAUGACAUUUAUUUACUUUUAAUUCAAAUAAAAUUACUAUUGAAAUCCCCUCGUAUUUUGGCUUUAGAGAAUAACCCAAAUUAUUAACUGGGGUAAUUCUACAAGCCUUGUUUGGACCUAAAUCGUCGAUCUUCAUACUUAAAUUUACUUUUACAUGAAUCCUUUAGUAUUACAAGGGGAUAAAGAAAAGUUUCAGUAUACUUUGCAUUAGAUUUAUACUGACAGUGUUGUGCUUAAAAUAUAUAAUUAUUUUUCCAUAUUCUCCAUUUUCAAAUCACCUUGUAGACACGCCAAUUAUGUAUUAAAAUAUAUUCAGUGUGCAUACGAUAAGUAAUUUUUAUCAUUGAAAUAUGAAAUUUUAAAACUGCAGAGCGUACCUACUACUAUAUAUUUUUGUAUUUCGAUUUAUUUAUUUUUGUUCUACGUCUAGUCUUAUUGUUAUUUUUAUGUAAUAAAAUUUCUAAAAACA